CUCCCAGCCUCUUGCUUCUGGCUGGUGCUAGGCUUGCUGUGUAUUUUCCCGCCAUUUCCAGCUCUUCGUGAGGAGAACUGGAUGAUUUCGAAUGGAUUGGUUUCACUGCAACCAGUGUUUCCGAAAAGAUGGGGACCAUUUCUUUGUCACCAGCUGUGGCCAUAUUUUCUGUAAAAAGUGUGUGACUCUGGAAAAAUGUGCUGUUUGUGGAACUGCUUGCAAGCAUCUGGCUCUUUCUGAUAAUCUGAAACCUCAGGAGAAGAUAUACUUCAAAAGCCCCGUGGAGACAGCUUUGCAGUAUUUUAGUCACAUCUCUCAGGUGUGGAGUUUCCAGAAGAAACAAACAGAUCUCCUCAUCGCCUUUUAUAAGCAUAGAAUUACAAAGUUAGAAGCAGCCAUGCAGGAGGCACAGCAGACGGUGACCAACCAGGAAAUAGAGCUGUCAGUCUUAAAGAAGGAAAAUGGAGAACUGAAGAAAUGUCUUGCCAUUCUAAAGGAAUCUCCAAAUCGGUACCAAGGAAGCAGGUUGGCCACACCUCGACCAGUGGGCAUUACUUCUCCCUCACAGUCAGUCACUCCACGACCCAGUUCUCAGCAUAGCAGCCAGGUGGUCAGUCGGUCCCCCUCAGUGGAAUCUAUCCCUUACAGAAUAUCUGGCUUUAGUAGUUUGGGACAAGUAAGUAAUAGACAAGGAGCCAGAGGCCUGCAGGGAAGAAGCACUCCCAGGGACUCUUAUAUUGAAACCCCUUCACCGGCUUCUACUCACAGCCUAUCUUACAGGCCUUCACCUGCCUCUUCUGGACAGGGGAUUUUUUCUUUCAGACCAUCCCUAAAUGGUGGGGAUUCAGGCCACACAAGAGUCCUCACCCCCAAUAAUUCAGGUCAGAGGGAAAGCAGAACCCCACUAGAGAGUUUUCCUGGUUUCCAGCUACCAGUCCAGCAGACUCUCUACGAACAGAGACAGAUGGGAUUAGCCAGGUCAAGAGAAGCAUGGACUAUUUCCAGAUAGAUCGUCUUCAAGGUCUGAUCUAUACAUAUUGCUUAAGGAAGACCUGUAGCAUACAAUACCCAUUAAGUGUGACGGCCUUGGAAAAUGUUUCCCUGCCUUGUUUCCUGGUUUCACUGUGUACCCUUACCUCUCUUGACCUUUACCAUAUACACUCUGUAUUACCUCCUAGGAAAAUGGUCAGGCGUUAUAUAAGGCUAGUACUUCAGGAGGAUGUUUAGAUCUCUCCCACACUCAUGUAGUUCUCUCAUUUCCUGCAACUUAAAGGUUGUAAAAACAAUUCUUGGCAUCACUGGGGGUGAGAGGUAAUAUACUCAUUAAGGAUGGUUUAUUUCUAUAUUUCAUUCUUUUAGCAUUGGGUAUAUUCUUCCAUUGCCAGUGUUAAUAAGCAACAACUCUGUUCCAUGUCCUCAUUUAUUAUACUUCUGUUUGCCUAUUGUUUGCUCUAUUCCUAGUUAACUAUGUUGACUUUCCUUCCUGUUGGAGACCCAGACUUUCAGCUUACUGAAGUAUAUAGAUAAAAUAAAGAUGUCCUUUUAUUGUUAUUGCAUUGGUUUUAUAUUCUAAGCUCUCGAAUGGUGGAAUGGGCAAAGACCACCACCACGGACACGAAACCUGUAUUCUUCUUUGGGUACUAAAUAGAAAUGAGAAGUUAAGUGGGUCAGCCACGGGCAGACAGGCCAUAAGCAAAAAUACUGAAAAAGUGUAAAGAUAGCAAACAUCUGCCAGAAAUAAAUUAGGUCCUGGGAAUGACCCUGAAGCUGAACUAGGAUUCCCUACUCUUUCUGGAACUUUGAAUUUAUUUUUAAAGGCAUUUAUCUAGACACCUCUUCUGGGCAAGAGCCUGUGCUAUAGCAAGUACAGGAAAAAAUCUGCCCAGUGAUAGACAGAUACUGAUGUCCUGCCUUUUAAAGUUUUUGUUCUUUUAAAUUUUUUUUUAAAGAUGUAUUUAUUUAUUUA
Molecule: messenger RNA, 1966 nt
Organism: Zalophus californianus (California sea lion)
Lineage: Eukaryota; Metazoa; Chordata; Mammalia; Carnivora; Otariidae
Gene: RNF212B
Product: ring finger protein 212B
Exons: 15
Coding region: 92-1009 (305 amino acids)
Biological process (GO): reciprocal meiotic recombination; protein sumoylation; homologous chromosome pairing at meiosis
Cellular component (GO): synaptonemal complex
Molecular function (GO): SUMO transferase activity
Source: RefSeq, a predicted model, not a curated record